AGGAAUCCAAGAGAGGAAAAUAAAAAGAACCCAGCUCUGCUCUUGCUCUUGAUCUCUCUCCUUUUCCCCCAUCUGGGUUUUGUUCCCAUAAACCUCUCUCUCGCUUCGAAACCAGCCCGGAUUGGAAAGUUGAACAGGGGUAGAUAAAGUUCGAAGCUUUAUCAGAAGACAAUGGUGCGCUAUCAGCGAUGUCCUCAGUGGAGAAAAUGGGAAAAACAUAUAGACGAAGAUGAAGAGCAGACGUUUCUCAUGGAGUUUGCCAACUCUGGUUAUUACAAAAGAUCAAGCCCCAAGCUUCUAUAUCUUCUCUUCAUUUCUCUUCUCUCUUGCAGCUUCAUAUUAGCUCCUCAUCUUUUCAGUUCCAGCACCACUUUCUCUCUCUUAUAUUCAACACUAAUAGAAGAUGAAGGGCUUGCAUCUGAUAUGAAUAUAAAUGCUCCCCUGUGUUCGGCUAUCUCUAAUGGAGCCAUAUGUUGUGAUCGAAGCAGUAUUCGCUCAGAUAUUUGUAUCAUGAAAGGGGAUGUGAGAACCCAGUCUACUUCAUUUUCAAUCUUUGUCUUUGGUUCUGAAGACAGAAGUAGCUCCAAAAGUCGGUUUUCAGGUAUUCUUGUGGAUAAUGAAGAUGGGGAAAAUCAGGAACUCCAACAUGAAAGGAUCAAACCAUAUACCCGGAAAUGGGAAACUAGUGUGAUGAACACCAUUGAUGAAUUACACCUCAUUGCAAAGAAAGACAGUACUCUAGACCUGUACGAACAACAGUGUGAUGUCCAGCAUGAUGUUCCAGCUGUCUUUUUCUCAACUGGGGGCUAUACCGGUAAUGUUUAUCAUGAAUUCAAUGAUGGGAUUCUGCCAUUGUAUAUUACGUCCCAGCAUUUCAACAAGAAGGUUGUGUUUGUCAUUCAGGACUAUCAUAAGUGGUGGGUCAUGAAAUAUGGAGACAUUCUUUCACAGCUAUCUGAUUAUCCACCUAUAGACUUUAGUGGAGAUAAGAGAACUCAUUGCUUUUCUGAGGCCACUGUUGGUCUGAGAAUUCAUGACGAGCUCUCUAUUGAUUCUUCACUGAUGGAGAGGAAUAAGGACAUUGUUGAUUUCAGGGAUCUCCUAGACCGAGCUUACUGGCCUCGAAUUAGAGGCCUCAUCCAAGAUGAGGAACGAGAAGCACAGGAGAAGCUUUCGGUGUCUCCCGCAUUUGAAAGCUCCUUCGAAUUCAAUAGGGGAGUGCAAGAAGAUAAACUUUUGAAGAAGCCUAAACUGUUAAUCAUAUCUCGGAAUGGAUCAAGAGCAAUAACUAAUGAAAAUCUAUUGGUGAAGAUGGCUGAGAAAAUUGGUUUUGAAGUGGAGGUUUUGCGACCAAACCCCACGACAGAGUUGGCAAAGAUUUAUCGCGCACUUAAUGGGAGUGAUGUCAUGAUUGGAGUUCAUGGUGCGGCUAUGACUCAUUUCCUUUUCAUGAAGCCUCACUCUGUUUUCAUCCAAGUUAUUCCUCUUGGAACUGAAUGGGCAGCGGAAGAGUAUUAUGGGGAACCUGCAAAGAAGCUUGGCUUAAAAUACAUUGGCUAUCAAAUUCUCGCAAGAGAGAGCUCUUUGUAUGGCAAAUAUGACAGAGAUGAUCCUGUUCUUCGAGAUCCACAGAGCGUAAACAAAAAAGGAUGGGAGUACACAAAGAAAAUCUAUCUUGAUGGGCAAACUGUGAGACUAAACCUUGGGAGAUUUCGGAAACGUUUGGUUCGUUCUUAUGAUUACAUGUUCAGUAGAAUGAACCAGCGUCCGCAUCUACAAUAUUCACAGUGAUUCAAAGGUCUACUGAUUCGUUACCUUACAUAAAUCAUUUUGAAUGUUGUAGAUGGUAUAAAAUGGCUAUGCUAGAAAGAUUUCUUUGUUCUUGGUAGAAAUUGUUGAACAUACACACGACCUCUGUACAUCAUGCAUUGG
Molecule: messenger RNA, 1932 nt
Organism: Argentina anserina (silverweed cinquefoil)
Lineage: Eukaryota; Viridiplantae; Streptophyta; Magnoliopsida; Rosales; Rosaceae
Product: xylan glycosyltransferase MUCI21-like
Exons: 3
Coding region: 172-1791 (539 amino acids)
Molecular function (GO): glycosyltransferase activity
Source: RefSeq, a predicted model, not a curated record